GGAUUUGUUGUGGCGUGGUCCGGAAGUAAAAAGAACGCAUGUGUUCGACUGAUCAAGCACUUCUCAAAGAUAAAAGAAGAGGAUUGGAAAAAAGAAGUGGAGUUAGCAAAAGAGCUUAGGCAGGGACUGGAGCAUCCCAAUAUAAUCAAAUACUGCUGGCACUCUGCAAGUACGUAAAUAACAGAUACUUUCCCUUAUUUCACUGUUGAAUAAAUCACGACGUAAGAAAAUGUAUUAUCGAAAGAAUCUUAGUUAGUAUGCGGCUUGAAUUCCUAACUUAACGCCAGGUCCGUAUGGAAGGGAGGGGGUGCGACGGGUGUACUCGCAACCCCCCCCCCCUUCCCCCUCACAGGCCUCAGAGGUCCCCUUUUUUGUUUAUCAACGAUUUAAGACAAAGUGAAGUAAUAGUAUUUUUCAAUUCUAAUUCACUGAUUGUGGAGUAAAAUUGAAAAUAGGGUGAAGAGUUGACUUCGUGUAAGAGUAUGAAAAAAAGGGGAUUUGGUAUGCAUACAAGGCAUUUACACCCCUUGCUAAUUCGUCGCUUGCUCUUUCAUUUUUUCGGGUAAGGUCUGUUUUGAAGGAUUCGUGGUGCGGAUUGAGCAAAUGUUUCCUUGCCUCUUUUCUUUCACUGGGAUGUUAUGUGGUCUUUUAUAUUACUGUACAGUGGCUUCCUGUGGUUUCCUGGCUAUCUUUGCUCUAUCAGAAAUGGACCUCUGAUCGCUAGCUGAAGAUGUUGAUGAUUCUUAUUUUUGGGUCUCUAACCUUUAGGGUUUGUUCCCACAGCUUCCUUGGAUCUGAUUUAUUAUUUUAAGAGGGAGUAAGACGUUUCCUGGUAUUAUUUUGACACAUGCAGGAGCCUGCUCUUUAGCGUUGCUUGCAUGAUAUUGAAGCUCCUAUUAAAGCUGUCCUACUCUUAUAAAAAAUUGCCCUGUCAUUCGGUCAACGGCGUUGCUUGCAUCAUUCAACUCCGAGCCCUUUCAUAUUAGAAUAAUGCAAUCCUAGACCAAUAUCAUUUGAAAGGUCCGGCCUAAUGGCAAUACUAUAAAGGUUGCUUUGAUGUCGAUUACGCUCUUAUACAUAGCUUAGCAUAGCUGUUAUUACUUAUACAUAGCUGUAAUUCCAUCAGAUGAUUGUCAGAAAGAAAAGACUAUUCUUCAUUUUAGCGUUUCUUUUACUUUUUGCAGCCGAAAAGUGUGUUGUUAACUACAAGAAAGCAGGAUUUCCAAGAUUCAAGAAAAGUUCAUUGUAAUGAAAACCAUCCUUUCCUUUUAGCCAAGUUUGAUUUAGUCAGAUUUUUUAACCGAUGAAUUUUGUAGAUGUGAUUUGUACCGGUAAAUGGCUGUAUUGUUUACGGGAUUCUUAGAUAUUUUUAUAAACAGCUUCAAGUUAUCUAGAUUGGGGCGUAACCUAGCGGGUAAGCCCCUAUCAUGGAAAGCGUGAAAAAUGCUUCAUAAAUAUGCGGUAGUCUUAAACAAAACUUCGACUUUUGUCUUUCUAUCUUUGAUUUGUUCAUUUAUUUCGGGUUUUUAAAUAAAAUUAGACUUUUUUUUCAUUUCUCAAUGGUUAUUUUUACCGUUCAUUGACAUAAGAAGGAUCUAAAACUUUCCUACGCUUAUAACUGUCUGCUUUGUGUGUUUUCUGAAAUACCCAGCUUCCAAAAACAUAUGAAUCAACCAAAAAGUUUUUAGUACCCCAUUGUUCUUUCUUUUUAUUUUUUCCCCCUAUUUCUCCAAUUCGUAGUUUAUUGUGUUACGACUUUUCUGCAAACACGACUUUGGAGGAGUAUUUCAAAAGUAACAGGAUUAUUUUUAAUCUGGACUCUCUUAUCGCUGUGGCUAUUGACUUGAUCUCCGCUAUACAGCACUUAGAACAGAAAGGCGUGGUCCAUAAUAACAUAACAACCUCCAGUAUAUUGAUUGGCAGAGGAUUCAGGGUAAGUUUAAAACAUUAGUGUAGGGCGUCCUUGUUUCGCUUUAUCGCCUUAUGUAUGCGUCAUGUAUGCGCCUGCGCGCUAGGUUUUGUAAGUAAUCAACCACGCGUUCCGACUUAAGAGCCUGAAAAGGCUUAAGUUUGUACUUUACUUCGCGCUUUUUUCAUUUUUUCUGCAUACCAACCUUCGUAAUAUGUGAUCCAGGUUGACAGAUUCCCCUAGAGGUUCCUUCAGAGAUCAGUUAAGCAUGUGGAAACUGUCCUAUCUGUUCGAGCCAACUAGCGCAAUUAAGAUACCUUAAAAUACCAUCAACUCCUUAAGUCAUUAAUUUCUUUAUUUACUAAGAUUUUAGUAUCUAGUAUCUUUUUGAUGAUUUUAUGACUUUUCCAAAAUGACAAACAUAACAUCAAAACAGAAUGACAAAAUUUGCAAGCUGCGACGCAAUCAAGUCACUUGUCCAAACUUAUCUAAGGUCCAGGAGACGGAGCCUAGGAAUUUUCAUCAAAAUACAUACAGUGUUAAAGAAAACCUCAAAUACUUUAUAUCUUUCAAUUUUUCUUAGAGCACUAGAAACGAUCUUUCUGCUUUCUGCCAGGUGCCUCCAAUAACUGCUUUCUUGGGAAGUUUUGGUUUCGCUCAGCGGGUUUCUCAGGAUUUUCCUGAAUGUAUUUUAAAUGGUCACUCAGUGAAGGACAUUUUAGGCAAGAAUAUACUUCAGUUCGGUUUCGUCCUGAGUGAACUGAUGAAGAAUUGCCGCGACUCCAAUGAAUUUGAGGAGGUAAUUGUUACAUUACGUAGCGAAUAGAUCGAUUAUUGGCAUUAAUAUAUAUAGCUCAGGUGACACUUGAUUAUGAUUUGAUAUGGCUGACCCACAACAGCUGAGAACCUUGAGCCGUGUGUGACUACUUUAAGUAAACCAAACCCCACUUGUAAUUGUAACUGUGGACUUUCUCAAUUACUUUCCGCCUCUCUAGUAAGCCGUAAGAGCCCCCCCCCCCCACCCCUGCCUUGAACUCCAAAAAUAUGCCCCCGGGUGCUUAUUAGAGAAUUGGUUUUUACUGUUCAUUGCUUUUAUGCAUAAUUCAGUAGCCUUUAAAGUGUACGUCAUUACAAAGGCUAACAAACUAACAAUGCUGUUAAGAACAGUAACCAAACGUUAACUGUUACACUAGGUAGCCGUCGUGUAAAUAUAGGUGUUAAUAGUUAAAUGUUUUUUUCCUUUGCUCUUUUUUAAUUCAUUUAUACAUUAAUUCUCUUUUAGCUUCAAGAGGUGAUGCAUUUGUGUUUUGAACAAGAUCCUGAUGUGAGACCAAACGCAUGUCAACUAAGAUACCUGGUGGAGGAACUGUGGUAUCGCAAUGAUAUUUGGGACACUAGCUUGUAG
Messenger RNA from Porites evermanni, 3314 nucleotides. The record is from the annotation of a GenBank genome assembly. Lineage: Eukaryota; Metazoa; Cnidaria; Anthozoa; Scleractinia; Poritidae.